UCAGUGCAGACGUCGCGCAUGCCGCAUGUGCGCGCCCGUUAGUUUGGGUUCGUGUUUGGGUGCACAGGACACCAGAGAGACUUGAAGGAAAACACACCUGCUCUCUUUUUUCGAGGGCAUGAUGAGAGAGAGAGAGAGGAGGAGGAGGACCAUAGCGAGCACAACGAUGAGCGAACGUGCAGCGUAGGGAUUUUUAGUCAGAAAAAAAAACAGCAAUGGAGAACCAAGCGGCCACGGAGCCGCGAUGCUAUGAGGACGUCCGCAAGAGCGGUUACCUGCGCAAGCCGAAAUCCGCGCACCGGCGUUUCUUCGUGCUCCGUGCGCCUUCUGAGCGCGGCCCUGCCCGCCUCGAGUACUACGAGAGCGAAAAGAAAUUCCGGAGCAAGUCGCCGGUGCCCAAGAAGGUUGUCGACCUGGAUUCGUGCUUUAACAUCAACAAGCGAGCCGACUCCAAAAACAAGCACAUGAUCGUGCUGCACACUCGCGGAGAGAGCUUCGCAGUGGCCGCGGACACAGAGGAGCUGCAGAAUGAGUGGUAUCAGGCCAUGCUGGACCUGCAGUGCAGAAGUAAGACCCCAGACGACUAUGGCAGUGGAGGAGAAUGUGGACUGCUAUCACCUGGCCCUGCUUUUAAGGAAGUAUGGCAGGUGAAGUUAUGGCCCAAAGGCCUAGGGCAGGCAAGGAACCUGAUCGGCAUCUACAGACUCUGCCUUACUGAUAAUACGGUCAACUUUGUUAAACUCAACUCAGAUGCACCUGCUGUAGUGCUCCAACUGAUGAAUGUGCGCCGGUGUGGACAUUCAGAGAACUUUUUCUUUAUAGAAGUGGGCCGUUCAGCCAUGACAGGACCUGGAGAGUUUUGGAUGCAAGUGGAGGAUUCUGUAGUUGCACAGAACAUGCAUGAGACUCUCCUAGAGGCUAUGAAAGCCUUGAGUGAAGAAUUCCGUCAACGGAGCAAAACCCAGGCAGUGGGAACUUCCUGCGGAGGUGGCACAGCCUCUAAUCCUAUAAGUGUGCCGUCACGACGCCACCAUCCAAAUUUGCCACCUUCCCAGGUAGGCUUCUCUAGACGGGCUAGGACAGAGACUCCUGGAGUGCCACACAGCACCAACACAUCGCCCACAUCUCGACAAGGCUUUUCCAGGUCUCGCACAGCCAGUAUUGGUGCACGGACAGAGGAUAGCAGUGGUAGAAUGACUGCUCUCAGCACUAGCCCAAGCCUCAAUGGCUCCUCUUGUUCCACCACCCCUACCCUACGGCCUAAACCCACUAGAGCACCUACCCCAGCUAAGAUCACACUUAGUUUGGCGCCAUAUACCCCUAAAAACCCAGCACCUUCCCCUGCCCCUAGUCUCUCAUCUAGCUCUGGCCAUGGAUCAGAGUGUGGACUGAGUGGAGCUCCAUUAGGUACAGUGCCCAUCUGCACCUAUGCUCGGAUCCCACAGAGAGUGUCCAUGUCAGGCUCUCCGAGUGACUAUGGCUCCUCUGAUGAGUAUGGAUCUAGCCCUGGUGAGCACUCCCUUCUUGCUGCUGGUCUCUCUACUGCAUUAGUAGAUGGCUCUACUAGUUGUAUAUUAGUGGGGCACAGAGACACUACUCACAAGAGAGUACAUGGGCGCCGGAUUCUUCGACACUCCUCCAGCAGAGAGUAUGAAGCUGAGCGUAGGUUACUUAGCAAGCGCACUUCUCUUCCACCUUCCACUGCUCAGGAGCGCAUAGUACCUCAUUGCAGAGAAGAAGAAGAUGAAGAAGAUGAAGACUACGCAGUGAUGUCUCGCAGCACCAGCAGAGAAUCCUUCACCUCUCGUCGAGGCUCAGGAAGCUCAGUAACUCCAAGUGGGCAGGUGGAAACCUCAGCAAAUAAAGGUGUAAAUACAAAGGAAGGUCUGGAGAACACAUCAAUUGACAGUGGUUACAUGUCUAUGCUACCAGGUGUUACAGCCCCUGCAAGUCUGUCUCUUUCAGUAUCUGAAACAGAACCAAAGGGAGGGGAUGAAUACAUGACUAUGACCCCCAACAGCAGUGUUUCACCCCCACAGAACAUCCGCCUUCCUGUCUCUGAAGGCUACAUGAUGAUGUCUCCCCAUAGCAGCUGUUCACCAGAUCUACAUGGCAUGAGUGGGUGCUUGUGGGGUAGCAGGAGCAGCAUGGAGAGUCGAGCAGGUAGUGACUACAUGAACAUGUCACCCAUUAGUGCCAGGUCAGCCUGCAGCACACCCCCUUCACACACAGAACAACAUCCACUACAGCCCAAAACAGUGUACUCCUACUUUUCCCUCCCACGAUCUUACAAACAUACUACCCUCUCUACUCGCUUUGAGGAUAAUCUGGGAGAUGCAAGGAGGCCAGAAGCGAUUUCUAGGGUUGAAAGUGUGUCUGGAAGGAGGACCGGACGUGGUGGUUAUCCGAAUAGAGCGGACUCUUCUUCUGGCCCCAGUGGAGGCGGAAACCUUUCCCUGUCCUCCUCAUCAUUCUCUUCCAGUUCAGCAAGCACGGAGAGCUUGGAGGACAAACCUCUAUCCCUGCCUUCAGGUGGAAUUGGGAAGGCCACCAGGUCAAGCACAGGACACAGGGUAGGGGGUGUUCACCCCAAAGAUUCAGCCCACCAUUUUCACCAGCAGAGACGAGGGGCAGGUGUCCAGAAACAGGGUCAUCCACAGCAACGAAAAGGCAGGCCCUUUAGUCUCUGCGUGGAUAUGUCCAAAGCCAACACUCUACCUAGAGUCAAAGAGACUAUACAGCCAUUGGUACCCCAAAGCUCUGGUGAAUAUGUUAGCAUUGUUUAUCCGGGUGAUCAGGGAAUGUGCAAAAGAGGGGUAACAGGUGUAGAUCAGGGGAGCACUGUGGUUCAAGGGCAUUCAAGAGCUUUAUACCAACCAUCUUCAUGCCAAGUUGGUGGCACCAAUCUGCCCCGCAGUUUCUCAGCACCCCUCUCCACUUCUAUCUCUGUGUCCUCAGAGUAUGUUAACAUGGAUUUGGGCCAUUCAUCAUCUCCUUUGUCCUGCACAUCACUCUCUUCUUUUAAUCCCACCCAAGCAAUAGCUCCAAAAGCAAGAGAGAAUCCCGCAAGGGCUCCUCAAGUGGCACAGGAAGCUGAAAAGGGACAUAGAAAGAAUGGUGUGUCCACCUUGCCCUCUGGAGACAUGACCGGUACCCCUUUCACAGACUACACAGAAAUGGCAUUUGGAAUGGCUAUAGUAGAAAGCCCUUUACAUGGUCCUAAACCUGGGCAAAUUGCUGAGCCCACCUGUAUUGAGCAGGACCAAAGCAUGACUUUCCACUCACCCAAGGCAUUCCCCAAGUUAGACCAAGGUGCCAGACUGGUCAGAGCAGAAUCAUCAGCAAGACGGAGGCAUCGCUCAGACACCUUCAAGACACCUCCAGAACUCUCUAUUUCUCCAUCCUCCUCCUCCUCCUCCUCCUCCAUUUUUGGAGAAACUCCCCAGGCCAAUAUACCUCGAUGCCAUGGGAUAGAGAGUACACUUUGGGCUACUGGGCAGCCAUCUGCUGCACAGUGCACAGGUCCUGGGCUGGCAGCUCUAACUACAGCCCAGGCUUCAUCUUUGUCACUGGAACAAGGUCUAAACUACAUUGACCUUGACUUGGCUGGAAAGGACAAUGCUCAGAUGAACCUAGAUGGAUCUUCUGUGCCACACUUCAAUGUUUUGGGAGAAGGGUUAACAAUGGGAUUAGGUGGAACAGCAGCUGGGGGAAGCAACAAUUCCAGCAUCAACACAUAUGCCAGCAUUGACUUUUUUAAGUCAGAGGAACUAAGAGUUCACCAAAAUACCAGGAAAGACAGCAAAGAGUGCUGAUCGUCCUGCUUGCUGAAGAGGAACAGAAAUGUGUGUGUGUGUGUGUGUUUGUGUGUGUGUAAGAGUGUGAGAGAGCGAAUGUGUGGGUGUGUUGUAUGCAUCUCAGUGUGUGCGAGUCCUAAAGGUGUGGACGCUCACUCUGUAAGAUUUUGUUUCCAUCGGUUACAAUCGGAACAAAAUUUGCCAAAAGACUAUUGGUCAUUACCCAACCAUGAACUCUAAGAUGGACACGUCCUUCAUCCAAUCGGGAAGGAUUAAAGCGACUCUGACUGCCAACCAGGAGCCAAUGAUAUUCCUUCUUUUUUUUCCUUCAUUAUGAAAUUUUAAAAAUAAUUGUAAUACAGAUGCUACGUAGUCUAACGAUAGAUAAGAAACAUAUAUAGUCUACUCUACAUAGUACUACUGAAAGAAGUAUAUAUGACCUUUUUUUCCUUUUUUUUUUUCUAAAAAAAAAAAAGUGCCUCAUUUUUGAUUGUAGCCAUUUUUUCACAGGUCCUAAUGUUCUCUGUGAGAGGAAAGAGCUUUCUGUUUAUUGUCUGUCAGUGUUUCCUUUUCCUGAAAUAGUGUUUGUGUGUGAGAGAGAGAGAGAGAGAGAGAGAGUGAUAGAGUGUGUGAGAGAGAAUAGUAGAAAGAAAUAGAUGAGAGAUGGAUCAAAAGAGCAAAGAGUGAGAUAUAGUUUCGAUAUAGUUUGUAUUAUCUGAUUGCCUUACUGUGUUUGUCAGGUAUGUGUGUGUGUGUGUGUGUGUGUGUUUGCAUCAUCUAUGCUGUGCCAUGCUGUGCCUCUAUACUCAACCCAACAACAGUGAACCAUACAUGAACACAUGCUAAUGUUAACACAUAUUACACACACACACACACACACACACACAACCAUAUACCAAGACCUCAAGCUGUCAUAAACUGCAGUACAAUUCAUAAGCACUGGUGAACACGCAUACUUUUAUCCUCAAUAGCUGCUCUUCUGCUCCUCUGAGCAUGGAGGCACAUCAGCUGACCAGCUCAGAUACCCUGAGUGACUGAAAAAAGAGAUUACUGUGUGUGUGUGUGUGUGUGUGCAAUUGCAGUCUCCAUUUAUAUUUAUUUAUAGUUUUAUAGCCAGGGUAAUUACGUUGUAUUAAACUGCGACAGCUUCGAUUUUAUCGCUUUUACACCUCACACGCAGAUACACUUGCGAGCAUCUACAUGCAGUUCUCAACUGACACAUUCAAGUGCCUCCUCAAUUCAGUGACAGUUAAAGGAAAAACUCCGCCCUGGAAAGUAUAUUUGUAUUCAAAUAAUCGUGACGUGUUUAGCGAUACUGGUGCUCACUCAUUUGGCGUCAUUUCCUCGAGAAGUUAGCGGUUGUGUGCCACACUGAUGUCACAGGGGCACGCUGGUAAUGCUAGCAUAGUUACAAUGCUGUUUAAUUAAAGCAACAACAAAACAGAUUCAGACAUAUGUGAUAAUGGGCAGGUUUUGAUGUUAGCUUCUAAAAAAACAACCCCAAAAAAGCACUCACUUUUUUUUUGUUUUUGUAAAAUUGCAAUGCCAGAUUAAUGAGAAAUCCAGUAUGGAAUUAGUGGAGAGGGAUUAGUGCUGCAAAUAUUAGAGUCAUACACUAUAUAAGAGAAGUCCUCCAUUAUAGAGCGGUCUUGUGAGACGAUCAUUAUGGUGUUGAUGGUUGUUGUAGUAUGUGUUAGUUCAGUGUGUUUCAGGUUCAGAGUGAGCAGAUGAGGAGGUAGAAAAUAAAUGGACAGACUAACGCACCAUCACAUCGUUAUCUUUAGGGAGAGAUGAAAUGAGCCAAAGCCCACGGCACCGUGAGACGAAUACCGUUGUAUGGAAACUGGAUUAAUAUAACAAUUGAAGAAGCUUAUAAAUAAAUAUCAUCUUACAAAAUAAAUACUGAGUGCCAUUGAGAAUCAUGUAUUUAUUAUAAAGAAUAAUAUGCAAGUCAUUCAGGGUGGAGUUUUCCUUAAAGAAAAACACCAGUCUGAUAAACACAAGCUACAGUAGAGAGAAUUACACACUCGCAUCAGCUACAAUCAGACGUCUGAAUUUUUUUUACACUCAGCAGUACACGACAGCAGGACUGUGGUCUUACACAUAUUCUCCCAUACACAAUUUUAUACACAACUGUUUUUACGCACUCAGAUCCGCUGCACAUUUCCGUUCUUUCGGCUACACUAAACGUGUUGUAAUGUAAAAUUCUAAAAGGUGAGGGUGGGGGAUUCCGCCAGAGGGCUUUAAAUGUGAACAGGGUCUUUUUACGAUCAAGAGAUAGCGGUGUCUCUCUAAAACACCACUAACUCCACUUUUUCCUGGAAAAUCUUUUCUAUCAUUGUCACAAAAAUUUUCUUAAUGUUUCUGUUUUUUUUUUUUUUCUCCUUUUAGAUUUUAGAUAUUUAGAGACGGACCGCUCGCCUUUCGACCUACUAAAUUUCGACUGCCUUUAGACUUUUCUAAUCUGUUUUAGUUUGACGGAAAGCUAGAUGUGAUAUCAGUGCCAAGAUUCUCUGUAGUAUUUCUGCAUCAAACAAGCCAAACAUUUCUGCUUUAAUCUUUUUAUUUAUUUAUUUAUUUAUUUAUUUAUUUUUUAUAGAAUUUCUGGCAGUAUAUGAUAAAUUCUAUCAAAUGAAAAGUGAAAAAAAUUACAUUAAAGUGUUAGAGGUGGAGCUACACAAGGUUCUACACUGGAAGGUUGUGAGUUUGGAUCCCAUAAUUGACCCUUACAGAAAGAUCACAUGACGUUCAAGCGAUUCAUCACAUAAUUCCCAUGUGUGUGUUUUUUUUGUCCAUGUGAAUCAUCAAUUUGCACUUUUUUUCAUAUGAUUAAUUUAUUCUCGAUAUACACUAUAUUGCCAAAUGUUUUGGGACACCCCUCCAAAUCAUUGAAUUCAGGGGUGGGACUCAGCCCCUUAGUUCCAGUGAAAGGAACUCUUAAUGUUUCAGCUUCAUACCAAGACAUUUUGGACAAUUUCAUGCUCCCAACUUUGUGGGAACAGUUUGGGGAUGACCCCUUCCUGUUCCAACAUGACUGCACACCAGUGCACAAAGCAAGGUCCAUAAAGGCAUGGAUGAAUGAGUUUGGUGUGGAGGAACUUGACCGGCCUGCACAGAGUCCUGACCUCAACCCGAUAGAACACCUUCGGGAUGAAUUAGAGUGGAAACUGUGAGCAAGACCUUCUCGUCCAACAUCAGUGCCUGACCGCACAAAUGUACUUUUGGAGGAACGGUCAACAAUUCCCAUAAACACAAUCCUAAACCUUGUGGAAAGCCUUCCCAGAAGAGUUGAAGCUGUUAUAGCUGUAAAGGGCGGGACAACUCCAUAUUACAUUCAUGUGCAUGUAAAGGCAGACGUCCCAAAACUUUUGGCAAUAUAGUGUAUUUCACUACUCAUGUAUAUUUAUGUAAAUUACUUGAUUCAUUUAUUUUAAUGUAUCAUUGCUACUUGUACAGUAAGGACUAACUUUUCACAGAGCAAGUGGUUUAAAUUUUCAUAUACCAUUUUCUCUCAUAUAUUAUUGUAUAUUGUUCACAUGUUGAUAGGAGUUGUGCAGAUUCAGGACAUGCUUUUCCCGCCCCUCACAAUAUAUCAAAACUUAUAAUUACAUGUGAGAUGUGUGUGAUUUUUCUGUAAGGGACUUGAGGGAACUCUUUAACCCACUAUUCUUGGAUUAUAUAGAAUAGUUUGCCAAUAAAUACAUGUACUGUAAUGACUCUGAUACAAGGUUAUGUUGACAAAAUGCCAAAUAUAAAUGACAUUGAAUUAUAUUCAAAUAGUUACAGGUUUGUUUUUUUUUUUUUUUUUUUACUACAAGGACCCUCUCUGCCAUCCCUCUAGUUUGUAUCUGAAAUGUAAAGUACCUUCUUCCUUCUACCGCAGAUUAGCAACAGGGCCAGGUGGUGCUGCUACAUGUACACAUGGGGUCAUGUCUUAAAGACCUCCUUUGACCCUUUUUUCCCCUCCCUAUACAUAAGCCUGCUUAGCUCCAUCGCAAGAUUUGGCCGGUGAAACAAACAGAGCAUCUCAACGAGUGUGUAUGUGAUGUGUGUGUGUGUGAGAUCAUGUCUGUCUUUCUUGUUCUCUUUGCUCUUGCGCUGAUGUGUGUGUGUGACCACUGUCUGAUUUGUUUAAUCUCUCUUUUAUUGCCUUAUUGUCUGUAUUAGCUCUUGCACAAACCAUGGCAGCUGUAUAAAAAAAAAAAAAAAAUAGAAAAAGAAAAAAAAAAAGCUUUGCAUCCUAGAACAGUUGGAACUCAGUUCUGUAUUUUAGAACAUUUUUCCAAAUUCUGGCCGAGUCUGCACUCUAGAACAGCUGAGAAUUUGUUUGGAUCUGAAGAUCCUUUAGUCUGGUUGUAUGUAGAAAUUUGUGUGUCUCUGGCCUUUGGUCUGUGAAGCAAAAAACAUGGAUGAGUGUGAUGUAGAAAUAUGGCCAAGGCCGACGUAUUCUCCAGAAAAAAAGGACAUGAUGAUGAUAAUAAUAAUAAUAAUAAUAAUAAUAAUAAUAAUAAUAAUAAUAAUAAUAAUAAUGACUAAAAGCAAAAGAAAGAAAGCCACGGCUUUCUCAAAGCACCUGCCAUUUGUUGGGGAAAAAAAGGGUUUGAUAUGUACAAUCAGGGUUCUGUUUAUUGAGAUUUAUCCUAUUCAUGUAUAUCUGGUACUAAUGAAGAAUCCAAUGACAAUGAUGUAUAAAGAAAACUAAAGAAAGGAUCAAUAGGGUCUGGGGUGUGUACUUGUAUGUAUAAGGGGAAUCAGUCAGGAUUGGGGUGGGUUUGGGGCUUAUAUGGCACGGCUAUGAUAGAAAUUUCUGUUCGGUUCAGAAAUUCCUUCAUGAUUAUUGCCUGUGAUGUAAACAAUGUCUUUUUGUUUAAUGAAAAAAAAAAAAAAAAACGGAAAAGAAAAAUGGAAAUGUGUUGCGGGUCUUUUUUUCCCCCCCGAUGUUGCUGUGGCU
This is a messenger RNA of Hemibagrus wyckioides, 8748 nucleotides long. RefSeq names its product insulin receptor substrate 1-B. The coding region runs from base 216 to 3815 and encodes 1199 amino acids. Lineage: Eukaryota; Metazoa; Chordata; Actinopteri; Siluriformes; Bagridae. The transcript is spliced from 3 exons. Gene Ontology annotation, cellular component: plasma membrane; cytosol. The record is from RefSeq and is a predicted model, not a curated record. Gene Ontology annotation, molecular function: phosphatidylinositol 3-kinase binding; insulin receptor binding. Gene Ontology annotation, biological process: insulin receptor signaling pathway.